CUAGCACCUGGAAGGAGGAGCCGCCAUGGUUUGCAUUCCCUGCAUCGUCAUCCCUGUCCUGCUGUGGGUCUAUAAAAGGUUCCUGGAGCCCUAUCUCUACCCCAUCAUCUCGCCUUUCAUCAAGCGCCUGUGGCCCAAGAAAGCCGUGACGGGAACAGUAAAGGAAGACCAGAAGGGCAGCUUUGGAGACGGACCUGAGCCAGCGGCCGCACAUGAGUGUUCCACGGAUGAGGUUGAACUUUCUAAAACCAAAGGCAAUGGGGUUGCCAACGGAUACGCCGGAAAUGAGCCUACCGAGACGUCCGACAAAAAGAUGGAUUAA
Molecule: messenger RNA, 322 nt
Organism: Euleptes europaea (tarantolino)
Lineage: Eukaryota; Metazoa; Chordata; Lepidosauria; Squamata; Sphaerodactylidae
Gene: C4H18orf32
Product: chromosome 4 C18orf32 homolog
Exons: 2
Coding region: 26-322 (98 amino acids)
Biological process (GO): positive regulation of canonical NF-kappaB signal transduction
Source: RefSeq, a predicted model, not a curated record